CUUUACACACAAAGGCUGCAAUCUUUUCAUAGACUCUCUAAAACUGGAGUGCCCAACCAUAGCCUCCCACCUGUUGCUAGACUUGUUGCAAUUACUUUAUAUUUUAAAUAGAAUCUUGUUUAUAAUCCUCCCCUUCUGAACUGGUUCCUACGUCAUUUCAAAAUGUCUGAUUGUGAAUCUAGUUUUAUUGAGGAGCACAGAUUAAAUAACAAGCAAACUCUGGAUUGUAAUAAUGAGAUUCCAGUUAUGUAUUAUGAAGGUGAAGAUUUCUCAGAGACUAAACACAGUUGUUUGGAAGAAAACCAUACCAUUUCAAAAAAAGAACAAGAAUGCAAUAAAAAAGAUUUUGUGAUGAUCAAUGAAAAGGGUGAGCCUUGUACUCCUCCCAGCGCCAUGAUUUUAACUGUAGAAGAAGACGGUCAGGAACUUGACUCCCACGAACAAAACCUAACUGGAAACUAUGUGUUCAAUUUGCAGCACCCCACUGAUCUAACCUACAGAAGGAUGGGCAUAGAUAGCUAUAGUGUUUUUAACUCUAUUGAUCCAAAAACAGGGGAAAUAUCAGAAAUGACAACCUAUUUGUGUAUUGAUUGUGGUAAAAGUUUUACCGAUAGCAAUCUUUUUGCCAAACACCAGAAAACACACACAGGAUACAAACCCCACUCUUGUAAAGUAUGUGGAAAGACCUUUUCAUACAACUCACACUUGGUUAUUCACCAGAGAAUUCAUGCAGGAGAGAGACCGUUCUCCUGCUCCUAUUGUGGUAAGAGUUUUACUGACCGACCAUCUCUAGUGAAACAUGAGAGGAUCCACACAGGGGAAAAGCCUUUUGAAUGUACUGUGUGUGGAAAGUGCUUCACAGACAGAUCAAACUUAGUGAAACAUCACCGGAUACACACUCGAGAGAAGUCAUUUACUUGUAUAGAAUGUGGAAAGAGUUUCACAGACCGUUCUAAUCUUGUUAAACAUCAAAGGAUUCACACAGGAGAAAAGUCCUUUGAAUGCACGGAAUGUGGGAAAAGGUUCACAGAGAACUCCACACUGGUUGUCCACAUGAGAAGCCACACAGGGGAGAAGCCAUAUGUAUGCAAUGAAUGCGGCAAAUCCUAUUCAUGCAACUCACACCUUAUUGUACAUCAGAGGAGCCACACUGGAGAACGGCCAUUUGGCUGCCAUGAGUGUGGAAAGACUUUCACGGAUAGCUCAACACUUGUUAUACAUCAGCGAGUACACACUGGAGAAAAACCAUUUGUCUGUAUUACAUGUGGGAACAGGUAUACAAAGAAGAGUGCUAUGGUUAAACAUCAGAGGACUCACACUGGUGAAAAGCCAUUUAGUUGUUCACAGUGUGGUAAAAGCUUUAUUGAUAGUUCAUCUCUUGUUAAACACCAGAGGACCCAUACAGGGGAGAAACCAUUUGCUUGUAUUUUGUGUGGUAGAAACUUUGCUGCAAGAUCUACUCUGGUCAAGCAUCAAAGAACUCAUACAGGAGAGAAACCAUACAUGUGUAAAGAGUGUGGGAAAUGCUUUUCAUGUAAUUCACAUCUUGUGGUCCACCAACGAUUUCACACUGGAGAGAAACCAUUUCCAUGCACAGUAUGUGGAAAAAGUUUCACCGAUAGUUCCACUCUAGUCAAGCACCAGAGAAUUCAUACAGGCGAGAGACCUUUUGUGUGUAACUACUGUGGGAAAAGUUUUAUAGACAACUCAACUCUUAUUAAACACCAAAGAAUACACACAGGCGAGCGGCCAUAUUCCUGUAAAGAGUGUGGGAAGUGUUUUACUGACAGCUCAACAUUGGUAAAACAUCAGAGAAUCCAUACUGGUGAGAAACCUUAUACAUGUAAUGAUUGUGGACGGAGUUUUACCGACUGCUCAACGCUUAUUAAGCACCAGAAAAUACACCGGAGGGGGGAUCCAUUAACUAAUGCAGGUGUUGCAAAAAGUGAACCACAAAAUCUAGUUACUAUUAAAGAAGAAAAACUUUGAAGAUAUAUGGAUGAAUUUGACGUGCACAAAUCCAUAUCAAGAACGUAACAUUGUUACAGGAAGGAAAAGAUCCACAUGCAUGCUCAAAAUGAGUUCCUUCCACAAAGUUGUACAGUGAAUAGUCUGCCACAUGUGAAAAAAAAAAAUAUCUGCAACGUUGGGCCAAAGAAAGAGUUUCAACAGAUCUAUUAUUACUUUGUUUCUGUGUACUCAAUUCCUACUUUUUUUGUGAUGCACAUUUCAUGUAUUCGGUCUCAAGCAAUCAAAACUAAGACAAUUCCCUCGCAUUGGUAGUACUCUGGCAUGCAAAAACAUUUCCAGAACUUUUUUAUGGGUCAAGAAUUCCUUACUUUUUUUGCGGCUUGUGCCCAAAUUGGAAGAGACCUUACCUGCCAUUAUCCUUUAUAUUUCAUUCUUUUAAAAAGUGGAGGAAUCCUUAACACAGGACACACAGAGAACGUUGAGCAUAACUAAUAAGUUUGACAUAUUUCUACAUUUUUCCUACUCAAUGUAUGAAUGUAAUUUUAAGUAUUUUUUUUUUUUUUUUAUAAUCUUAGUGAUUGGUUAGUUUUAGAAAGCUAGAUUGACAAAACUCACAGAGAAAAAAAGAGGAGACUUCAUUAAGGAAAUGAAUGUCUUUAUGGUAAACAAUGGAUUUGAGAUGCUGCUAUGUAAAAUAUUCCCAUAGAUUAAUUUAUAUGAUUGUAUUGAAGAGUAUAUGGAGAAAUUGAACUAUGUAAUUAAAUAUAUAUAUGGGAAGGGCCAGGGGGAUCAGAUAUGGCAGCAUACUUUGGAGAAGUGCUGCUUAGUGCCAACUAAUAGGAAACUAAAAUCUAGAGCAGCUUUGUGAAGAGGUAAAAAGUUAAAGAACUAGACCGAGAUGGUGUUUUGUUUCAUUUUUAAAGAUCCUCACUGUCGUAUAGGCUGAACCAAGACAUUUUAUGUACUAAUAAUGAGCACAGACACAUCAAAUGAAGAGUUUUCUCUUCCUGUUUUACUUGUUACUUGCAUGGCGUUAGCCUGUUUACACUUUGUGUGAGAGCCAGGGUUCACCCUUUGGUGUGCAGACCAGCAUGGGAACUAUUAAAAGUUUACCACUCAAAAUCCAUUGUGAAAAAGCAUUGUGUAGAAUCAUAUGGAACAUCUUUUGUUCCGUAAACUGCAGGGUUGUUUUUUAAGAAUCCUGUGUUUCAAACUGUUUCAGUGCUAUCCUUAAAAGGUACAGCGGAGGCAGUGGGACAGGAAUAACCUAAUUGGUGCUGAAAUGGUCCUCUGUGUCACUAGUGAGAUAGUGAUAGAAGAGGAGCAGACCUCACCUGUGAUGGCAGAAAUGUACCUUUGUAUGUAUUCAGUUUCUCCCGUGACAGUGUCUGUGCUGGUUCUGGUUAUCCUGGUUAUCUGUCCUCAUACUAUGUACUGUAUAUUCGAUCUGGAAAGUUAAAAUAUGCGUAUAUUAUCUGUUUUUUAUUGAAAAUAAAUAUUACAUUGAUGUGA
This is a messenger RNA of Pelobates fuscus (common spadefoot toad), 3483 nucleotides long. RefSeq names its product oocyte zinc finger protein XlCOF6-like. Gene Ontology annotation, biological process: regulation of transcription by RNA polymerase II. Gene Ontology annotation, molecular function: RNA polymerase II cis-regulatory region sequence-specific DNA binding; DNA-binding transcription factor activity, RNA polymerase II-specific. The record is from RefSeq and is a predicted model, not a curated record. The transcript has 5 exons. The coding region runs from base 163 to 1989 and encodes 608 amino acids. Lineage: Eukaryota; Metazoa; Chordata; Amphibia; Anura; Pelobatidae. Gene Ontology annotation, cellular component: nucleus.